AUCAUUCUCCUCUUCUCGCAUUACGGCGGUCGGUCCAUGCUUCUUCUUCGUAGCGCAGCAGCAGUACUGUCGAGGACCAGCACCGAGGUUUACACCCUCUGUCCGCUCUCCACGGUCCGCAUCGUUCGGCAGCCGAAGUCGCCUGGAAACAGGCCGUUGUCCAGCUCGGUCUGCCUGUGUCAGAAGAAGAAGAAGAAGGGAAGCCUGUGGCUGCAGCUGGCGGAAGAAGGACGAACCAUGGACGGCAACAUUGAGGAGAUUCUCGCCCCGUUGAGGCUCGCAGUCAAAGAACAGGGAGACCGGGUUCGUCAGCUGAAACAGGACGGUGCCCCCGAUGUGGAUGUCGCUAAAGCUGUAGCUGAACUGAAAGCAAAGAAGAAGACUCUGGAGGCCAAGGAACUGGCAUUGCAACCCAAAGAUGACAUCGUUGACAGAACCAAGAUGGAGGAUACCCUCAAGAGGCGGUUCUUCUAUGACCAGGCCUUUGCCAUCUAUGGAGGUGUGAGCGGCCUGUAUGACUUCGGCCCUGUGGGCUGUGCCCUGAAGAACAACAUCCUGCAGGCCUGGAGGCAGCACUUCAUCCAGGAGGAGCAGAUCCUGGAGAUCGACUGCACCAUGCUGACUCCUGAGCCCGUCCUCAAAACAUCAGGACAUGUGGACAAAUUCGCUGACUACAUGGUGAAAGAUGUUAAAAACGGAGAAUGUUUCAGGGCUGACCACCUCCUCAAAGCUCAUCUCCAGAAGCUGAUGUCUGAUAAGAAGUGUGCGGCAGAGAAGAAAGCGGAGAUGGACGACGUCAUCACUCAGAUGGACAACUACACCCAGCAAGAACUGACCGAUCUGUUUGUGAAAUUCAACGUCAAGUCCCCCACUACAGGAAAUGACCUCACACCUCCCAUUUCCUUCAACCUGAUGUUUCAGACAUCCAUUGGACCAGGAGGGAAUAUGCCAGGCUAUCUGAGGCCUGAAACCGCUCAGGGAAUCUUCCUCAACUUUAAGCGACUCUUGGAGUUUAACCAGGGCAAACUGCCCUUUGCUGCUGCUCAAAUAGGAAACUCUUUCAGGAAUGAAAUCUCCCCACGCUCUGGACUCAUCCGCGUUAGAGAGUUCACCAUGGCUGAGAUCGAGCACUUUGUGGACCCUACUGAAAAGGUCCACCCUAAAUUCUCCAAUGUAGCUGACCUGGACAUCAUAUUAUACUCCUCUAAGGCUCAGACCAGUGGACAGUCUGCACAAAUCAUGAGGCUGGGCGAUGCCGUGGAGCAGGGUGUUAUCAAUAACUCCGUCCUGGGAUAUUUCAUUGGUAGGAUCUACCUCUACCUUACUAAAGUUGGUGUCGCCAAAGACAAGCUGCGCUUCCGACAGCACAUGGACAACGAGAUGGCUCACUACGCAUGUGACUGCUGGGACGCUGAAACCAAAACCUCCUAUGGUUGGAUCGAGAUCGUGGGCUGCGCAGACCGGUCUUGCUUUGAUCUGAAAUGUCACGCAAGAGCCACAAAGGUCCCGCUGGUUGCAGAGAAGCCUCUUAAAGAACCCAAAGUUGUAAAUGUCGUCCAGUUUGAGCCCAACAAAGGAGCCAUCGGGAAGGCAUAUAAGAAGGAAGCUAAGCUAGCCAUGGAAUUUCUGUCCCUGUGUGACGAAUGCUACAUCACAGAGCAGGAGACGCUCCUGAACGAGACUGGAGAGUUCACCAUCGAGACGGAGGGCAAGACGUUCAAACUCACCAAGGACAUGGUCGGUGUGAAGCGGUUCCAGAAGACUCUGCAUGUGGAGGAGGUCGUCCCGAACGUAAUCGAGCCCUCCUUUGGCAUCGGUAGGAUUAUGUACUCCAUCUUUGAGCACACAUUCCACGUCAGGGAAGGUGACGAACAGAGAACGUACUUUAGCUUCCCGGCUACUGUAGCUCCAUACAAAUGUUCUGUCCUGCCUCUGAGUCAAAACCAGGAAUUCAUGCCCUUCGUGAAGGAACUAUCUGAGGCCAUGACCAAGAACGGCGUGUCUCACAAGGUGGACGACUCCGCGGGAUCCAUCGGGCGCCGCUACGCCAGGACGGACGAGAUCGGAGUGGCGUUUGGCAUCACGAUCGACUUCGAUACUGUGAACAAGACGCCACACACGGCCACUCUGAGGGACCGAGACUCGAUGAGGCAGAUCAGGGCUGAGGUCAGUGAGUUGCCCGUGAUCAUUCGGGAUUUGGCCAACGGCACGUUGACCUGGUCAGAAGUGGAGAGCAAGUACCCGAUCUUUGAAGGACAAGAGACCAGCAAGAAGGGCGCGGCCGAAGAGUAAAAGCUCGCCACGCUGCCACUCGAUCCAUGGGGGGAUAAAAUCCACAGACUUUUUACAUAGGCAUCACUAGGAAGAAAAGUUUGCAAGCGUAUUGUGAUAAGCUACAUUGGGGGGGUGCACCGAGCCGCCCUCUUCCUCCUCCCCCCCCCGUGCUCCUCACCACUACAAUCCAUGAAAACAUCAUGUAUUCAUCAUAUCUAACAGUUGUGGAUAAAGCUUGCACAGGGACUGUUGUUUGUUUUUGAUGAGCAACAUUUCAUCCAUGAAUGAUCCGUGUUUUAAAAAAACAAAAAGGGAGACAAUGUAAUCAGGAUGUUUGGAGUCUGCAGUGAAGGAGCCGUCUAACUUUUCACUCUUCAGGCAUAUUGAGAUAUUUCAAUGUUUCAAUAAAAACCGCCAGCACUUACUGGACAUGGACACGCAA
Molecule: messenger RNA, 2716 nt
Organism: Solea senegalensis (Senegalese sole)
Lineage: Eukaryota; Metazoa; Chordata; Actinopteri; Pleuronectiformes; Soleidae
Product: glycine--tRNA ligase-like
Exons: 17
Coding region: 37-2292 (751 amino acids)
Biological process (GO): mitochondrial glycyl-tRNA aminoacylation
Cellular component (GO): mitochondrion; cytoplasm
Molecular function (GO): ATP binding; glycine-tRNA ligase activity
Source: RefSeq, a predicted model, not a curated record